Messenger RNA from Chaetura pelagica (chimney swift), 1371 nucleotides. RefSeq names its product establishment of sister chromatid cohesion N-acetyltransferase 2 (gene ESCO2). Gene Ontology annotation, biological process: mitotic sister chromatid cohesion. Gene Ontology annotation, molecular function: protein-lysine-acetyltransferase activity. The record is from RefSeq and is a predicted model, not a curated record. NCBI's taxonomy places the organism in Eukaryota, Metazoa, Chordata, Aves, Apodiformes, Apodidae. The transcript is spliced from 9 exons. Bases 1 to 1371 code for a protein of 456 amino acids. Gene Ontology annotation, cellular component: nucleus; chromatin.
AUGGCGGCCGUGGCCCCACAGAAACGGAGCCGUAGUUCCACGGAUACUGAAGGUUCAUCCUCAGCUUUUGAGACACCUGUGAAAAAAAGGCUCUCAAGCUUCACUGAGGGUCUAACCCCAUGCAAGAAGUCAAGAAAUAACUCGUUUGCUUCUCAGAUCAAAUGGUCAUCAAGUUCCAGUGAUGAGAUGAAAGAAAAUGAGGCCAUCCUGGUGAAGCCAGCACCGUGGAGGAGGCUGGAUGUUUCACCUCUUAAGGCAGCCAGCAUUCCCGCAGCCAUGCAGAGCGAAUCCUCAAGGAAGUUAUCCCCAACUCCUGCUUCCUCCUACAAGCCCCUUUUGCCUGUGUUGUCUUUUUAUAGCAAGGAAAAGAGAUACCUUACGCCUCUGGAGAGGAAGCGGCUGAACGAGAACCUGUCUUUGAGGGAGAGGAACACGGAUGAGAAUCUCCCUGCUGCCAGCAGGACUGAGAAGAUGAUCUUCAGCUCCAGCAGGACAUCUCCUCCAAAUGCUGUUGUCUACCCCAUAUUCACUGCACCCCCCACCAGCAAGAAAAGGACACAGGCUGUGCUGGAUGAACUGACUUCUCCGUUUGGGUCAAGCCCACCUGCAAAACCAUCUCACACCUCACAGAAAAGCAAGAAGGGGAAGGAGCUCUGUAAGCGCUCAGGAGAUCAGAUGAUCAUUGAUGCUGGUCAGAAGCAUUUUGGUGCCAUAGUUUGCAAGUCAUGUGGCAUGAUCUACACAGCUGCUAGCCCAGAGGAUGAAGCCCAGCACAUCCAGCACCAUGAGAGAUUCCUCGAGGGACUCCGAUAUGUGGGUUGGAAGAAAGAACGGGUUGUGGCAGAAUUCUGGGAUGGGAAGAUUGUAUUGAUUCUUCCAGAUGACCCAAAAUACGCAGUCAAGAAGGCAGAAGAUGUGCGAGAAAUUGUAGAUAAUGAACUGGGAUUUAAGCAAGUUUCUUUGAGCUGCCCAGCCAAGACCAAAAUAUACUUGUUUGUGUCCAACGAGAAGAUGAUUGUUGGAUGCUUGGUGGCUGAAUCAAUCAAGCAGGCUUUCCGGGUGCUGUCUGAGCCAGGAGCUGCAGCAUCCCCUGGUCAGGACAUCCUGCAGCACCACCGGGCUUGGCGCUGCUCCACAGAACCAGAACUGGCCGUUUGUGGCAUCAGCAGGAUCUGGGUGUUUGGCCUGUGGCGCAGGAAGGGAAUUGCCCGGCGCCUGGUGGAUGUGGUCAGGAGCACCUUCAUGUACGGCUCCUACCUGAGCACCCAGGAAAUCGCCUUCUCCGACCCGACUCCGGACGGCAAGUUGUUCGCCACAAAAUACUGCCAAACCCCAAACUUCCUCGUUUACAACUUCAUUUCUAACAACUGA